CACCUUCAAAUAUCGUAACGUACCAUUUCCAUCGAUCUCAACGCCAAGCUCAUCAAGCUCUGUUGUGUUUGAGCUCUGAUUAACAAACCAGCCAUGGUAGCUCUCAGAGCAACCCCUACACUUCACUCUCUUCCCACUGUUAUUCCAUCCAGACUUGACAAGAAACUCUUUCACUCCAACUUUAGCCAAAUACCACCGACUUCAUCAUCUUUUUCAUCAUUUGGUCAUCAAAGGAGUACUGUGUCAAGUUCCAAGCUUUUCACUUCCAUUUCUUCAUCUGUUUCGACAGAUCUCGCCGACCCUUUUCAGCCAGCGGUUGAAACUCAAAACCCAGAUGAGAAAUUCGACUGGUAUAGCAACUGGUGUCCGAUCAUACCGGUUUGUGAUCUGGACAAGAGGAGACCGCAAGGGAAGAAGGUGAUGGGGCUGGAUGUGGUGGUGUGGUGGGACAAGAAUGAGAGUGCUUGGAAGGUGUUUGAUGAUAGUUGUCCUCAUAGGUUGGCUCCGUUAUCAGAAGGGAGGAUCGAUCAGUGGGGGAGAUUGCAGUGUGUGUACCAUGGUUGGUGCUUCAAUGGCUCUGGUGACUGCAAGUUCAUCCCUCAAGCACCCCCAGAUGGCCCUCCGGUUCACACUUCCAAGAGAGCAUGUGUUUCAGUUUAUCCAAGCACAGUGCAGAAUGGCAUUGUAUGGUUUUGGCCAAACACUGAUCCCAAAUACAAAAAUAUUAUUAUGAAGAAAAAACCACCCUACAUUGCAGAAGUAGAUGAUUCCUCAUUUACCCAAGUAGUAAUUAGUAGAGAGUUUCCAUAUGGAUAUGAGGUGAUGAUUGAGAAUCUUAUGGAUCCUGCACAUGUUCCAUAUGCCCAUUAUGGAUUGAUGCAAACACGGCUACCCGGUAAUGCUGAUAGAGAAGGCGGCAUACCUCUGGAAAUGACUCUGGAAAAUUUUAACCCUAAUGGUUUUACUGGAAUGGGAGAUCCUGGUUUUAACCAAUUUUUUGCACCAUUUGUUUUCUAUAGUUCUGUGCCAUUUAAAAUACAUCAAGAUAGAGAUAAGAUCACCAAAAAGGAUAUGAUGGCUUUGGGAUUUAUAUGUGUUCCAAUUAGUCCUGGUAAGAGCAGAUUAAUUUUAACCAAAUCAAUGCCAACAUUUCCAAGACACUUUGAUCGUUGGUGUGACAGACUAAUCCCAAGAUGGGUAACUCAUAUUGACUUAAAUGUCAUUGUGGAUUCAGAUGCAUAUCUACUACAUCUUGAGGAGCGUAAGAUAGUGGAUGCUGGAAUUGGACAAUGGCAUAAAGCAUGUUUUGUGCCAACAAAGACAGAUGCUCAUGUGGUUGCUUUUAGAAAGUGGCUUAACAAGUAUGCUGGUGGUCAAGUCGAUUGGAAAGGCAAAUUCACUGGAGCUCUUCCUCCAACUCCUCCUAGAGAACAGCUUAUGGACAGGUAUUGGAGCCAUGUUGUGAACUGUAGCAGUUGCAAUGCUGCAUACAAGGGUUUCAAAGUGUUAGAAGUAAUACUACAAGUGGUGUCCAUAGCUCUAAUUGGAUAUGCUGCUGCUGCAACCAAACAAGGUCAACCAUUAAAGACUGCCAUGGUUUCUAUGGCACUGCUUUGCUUUGUAGCUUCAAAGUGGCUGUCUCGCUUUGUCCACAAGAUCUUCUGCUAUCAUGACUAUGACCAUGCUUUCAUAUAAUAUGAGAAAACACCAUAUAACAAUGCAUAAAUAUAUAUAUAUAGCAUAUAUACUAUGAUGAGUGGCUACUAUAAUCAAUGGUUUCUCUACUAAUGAAGUAAUCAGAGUGCUCAUAUAGAUGUAUUGGCAUGCAUAAUGUGAAUAUGAUUUGGUUGUGAAAACUAUACUAGCUAUACUUUACCUUCUAA
Humulus lupulus (European hop) is the source of this 1883-nucleotide messenger RNA. RefSeq names its product protochlorophyllide-dependent translocon component 52, chloroplastic-like. The transcript is spliced from 7 exons. Gene Ontology annotation, molecular function: 2 iron, 2 sulfur cluster binding; chlorophyllide a oxygenase activity. The record is from RefSeq and is a predicted model, not a curated record. Bases 94 to 1695 code for a protein of 533 amino acids. NCBI's taxonomy places the organism in Eukaryota, Viridiplantae, Streptophyta, Magnoliopsida, Rosales, Cannabaceae.